GGGCGGGGGCACCGGGCGGUCGCGGUGCAGCGGGACCAUGGAGCUCGCAGCGCAGCCCUGGUACCGGCAGCGAGACCGCGGACCGUUUUAAUUUUGAUUGCUGUUACUACUGAUACCUGAGCCAAGGUGGUGAUGCUACCUGAGGGAAAUCUCUGCAACCCCUGAGUCAACAAUUACAUGAUUGUCAGCCAUGCCGUUAGUGAAGAGGAACAUUGAACCCCGGCACUUGUGCCGGGGAGCUCUGCCAGAAGGGAUUACCAGUGAACUUGAGUGUGUAACCAAUAGUACUCUUGCUGCAAUCAUACGCCAACUAAGCAGUCUGAGCAAACAUGCUGAGGACAUAUUUGGUGAGUUGUUUAAUGAGGCUAACAACUUCUACAUCAGAGCAAAUUCUCUUCAAGACAGAAUUGAUCGCCUUGCUGUCAAAGUCACUCAGCUGGACUCCACAGUGGAAGAGGUGUCACUACAGGAUAUCAACAUGAAAAAAGCUUUCAAAAGUUCCACCAUCCAAGACCAGCAGGUGGUUUCAAAGAACAGCAUUCCCAAUCCUGUUGCUGACAUUUACAACCAGAGUGAUAAACCACCACCUCUGGACAUCCUAACACCUUACAGAGAUGAUAAGAAGGAUGGGCUGAAGUUCUAUACUGAUCCUUCCUAUUUCUUUGACCUCUGGAAAGAAAAAAUGCUACAGGACACAGAAGAUAAAAGGAAAGAGAAGCGGCGUCAAAAGGAGCAAAAGCGUAUAGAUGGCACCACCCGUGAGGUGAAAAAGGUUAGAAAAGCCAGAAACAGGCGCCAGGAGUGGAAUAUGAUGGCAUAUGACAAAGAGCUUAGACCCGACAACAGGUUGUCUCAGAGUGUGCACCACGGAGCGUCUUCCGAGGGAUCCCUGUCCCCAGACACUAGGUCCCAUGCAUCAGAUGUUACGGAUUACUCUUAUCCAGCUACUCCCAAUCACUCUCUGCACCCGCAGCCAGUGACCCCUUCCUAUGCAGCUGGCGACGUACCACCACAUGGGACCCCAAACCAGGCCUCUGAGCAUGAGUACCGGCCCCCAUCUGCCUCAGCAAGGCACAUGGCCCUAAACAGACCUCAGCAGCCGCCACCCCCACCUCCCCCCCAGGCCCCAGAAGGGUCCCAGGCCUCUGCACCAAUGGCUCCAGUAGACUAUGGGAUGCUCCCGACACAGAUAAUCGAGUAUUACACCCCUUCAGGACCUCCUCCCCCCCCUCCACCUAUGAUUCCCUCGGCGCAAACUGCCUUCGUCAGCCCUCUCCAAAUCCCCACACAGCCUCCCUUCCCAACGUCAGCUGGCUCCACAUACCCAGUGCCCCCUCACCCACCUUCCACUGGGCUCCUGGCUACAGCACCACCACCUCCAGGCCCACCGCCUCCACCACCAGGUCCUCCUGGCCCCGGCUCUUCUCUUUCAUCCUCCCCAAUGCAUGGCCCCCCUGGGGCUGAGGCAAAGCGUCCAGAGCCUUCACAGCCACCCAUAAGUGACGCUCGAAGUGACCUCCUUGCUGCUAUCCGGAUGGGAAUUCAGCUGAAGAAGGUGCAGGAGCAGCGUGAACAGGAGGCCAAGCGUGAGCCUGUCGGGAAUGAUGUGGCCACAAUCCUGUCCCGACGCAUCGCUGUGGAGUACAGUGACUCCGAUGACGACUCUGAGUUUGAUGAGAACGACUGGUCCGACUGAGCCACAUGGGGCAAGUGGCAGGUGGACAGCCAGGACACUGUGUGGAAGUGUGCUGGGGAUUCACGUGGUCUCUGCACCCAAAUAGUGAUAUUAUAAUCCGUAGCUUAGCACCUUUUGUAUUAACAGUGUGAUAUGCUUCUGCACAUCCAAAACUUCUGGGUUGUUUCAGUAUUUACUGUGUAAUACGUAAGUGCCACUAACCAUAGCACAUUGUGCUGCACACAAGGAGAUAUGCUCUAACUAUCACAUUGCCCUGAACACAGCGUUCUGCUUCCCUCUUGGCCAUGAUAGUACUUACUGUACUCUUACUGAUCAUUGACUCUG
Molecule: messenger RNA, 2020 nt
Organism: Castor canadensis (American beaver)
Lineage: Eukaryota; Metazoa; Chordata; Mammalia; Rodentia; Castoridae
Gene: Wasf3
Product: WASP family member 3
Biological process (GO): positive regulation of Arp2/3 complex-mediated actin nucleation; actin cytoskeleton organization
Cellular component (GO): SCAR complex; cytoskeleton
Molecular function (GO): protein kinase A regulatory subunit binding; actin binding; Arp2/3 complex binding
Source: RefSeq, a predicted model, not a curated record